Messenger RNA from Pyricularia pennisetigena, 180 nucleotides. RefSeq lists its product as uncharacterized. The record is from RefSeq and is a predicted model, not a curated record. NCBI's taxonomy places the organism in Eukaryota, Fungi, Ascomycota, Sordariomycetes, Magnaporthales, Pyriculariaceae. Bases 1 to 180 code for a protein of 59 amino acids. The transcript has a single exon.
AUGCCCGAAACAAAGCCAAAAGCCUGCUCCGCCUGCAACGGCACCUGCCAGCGCACCUGUCCUCGAUGCGGCGGCACUGGCUCCGACGCGUUUGUCGAGAGCGCCAUCUGCAUUCACUGCGACGCGACCGGGCGAGUAAAGUGCGUGGCCAGCAGCGCCAAGGGCAAAAAAGCGAACUGA